Eruca vesicaria subsp. sativa (arugula) is the source of this 540-nucleotide messenger RNA. The record is from the annotation of a GenBank genome assembly. NCBI's taxonomy places the organism in Eukaryota, Viridiplantae, Streptophyta, Magnoliopsida, Brassicales, Brassicaceae.
AUGAACAACUUUAUGAAAUUAUUCGCUGUUUUUGUCUUGUUUGUCCAAAUCCAAAUAGCCUUGUCUCAAUCAAAUUUGUCUCCUCCAGGACCUAAUCUUAUACAGCAACUCUGCAAAAGAAACCGUUAUCAAACUCUAUGCGUCUCUACUCUCAGUUUUGAUCCUAGAAGCAAAACCUCAAAUCUCCAAGGCCUUGCGUCGAUCUCUAUCGAUGCGACGACAAAGAAAACGAGCGAGACGUUAGCUUAUCUCAUCUCCGUUUUCCGGGGCAUUACAGAUCGCGCAGAUUUUGAGAAGUACGGAACUUGCAUUGAUCAGGAUUACGGUGCGUCUAUCAAGAGGUAUUUGCCGGCGGCUAUAGCUAAUCUAAAGGCUAAGAAGUAUUCUGAUGCGAUAGCUAACAUGCAAGACGUUGUGACGGCGGCGGGGGAUUGUGAGAACCAGUUCGCCGGACAUUCUCCUUUACCGUUGAGCCAACGUAACAAAGCCGUCCAUGAUAUCGCCGAUAUGACUAUGGACAUCAUCAAAACUUUUGUCUAG